CUUCAGACACUUUUGGAACAUGAUGCGUUCUCCCCCUCGGCACGGUGGUCGCCCGCAACGACGGGGCCGGAGCGAGCUUGUCUUUCGCAAUCUUGAAAAGAUUCGAGUGUUCUAAAAUGGGUUGCUGUGUUCUUCCUGACGAUUGUUCCAUCUUUUGACCUCUCAAUGCUCGGCAGGCCGACCAGACUUUGAAGAUGGCAUGGAAAACAGUGGUUGCCUGGUUUGCGCUACUUUGUCUUUCGCAACAUGUGCUCGGCCAGUCAUCAACGGUGUCAGAUUGCACGGCCAACUGCACCUCUGACAUCACAGAGCAGUUCUCAGCUUGCCGAUUCGGGAUCCAGUGCUUCUGUACAAAUCCUGACCUGUACAAGCUCGGGCAACAAUGUUGGCAGUCAAAUUGCACCAUACGCGAAGCCUUGACCGCACAAAACAUCACCUCAAUUAGCUGCAACUUCCCAGACAGGAACAGGGGUCGCAUCAGCAGCGCCAUCACAUUCACCUCUAUGGCCGUGGCUCUAUGUCUUGUCGUGGUCCGGAUCAUAGCAUUGUCUCGCCACUUCCGAGUACUCUGGGGAUGGGAUGAUGUUCUCGUUGGCUUCGCCACACUCUUGAUGAUUGGAAAUACUGUAUCUAAUCCUAUUUCCAGACAUUAUGGCUAUGGUCAAGACGCCUGGCGCUUGCCUUUCGAUAAUACGAAGACGGUAGAGAUGAUCUUCUACAUCGGCGGCAUUCUGUAUGCAGUUGGUGUCGCGUCUACCAAGGUUGCGUUUCUGCUGUUCUACCUCAAGCUGUUCCCGUCACAGACCGUUCGCUGGGUGGCCUACCCGCUACUUGUCAUCACAAUGAUACAGGGUAUCGCAUUUACCUCCCUUUUCAUCUUUCAAUGCAGCCCUAUAUCUUAUGCGUGGACGCAGUGGGAUGGAAACGGGCAUGGGAAGUGCCUGAAUUUCGACCUGGGUGCAGUGUUACACGCUGGAACGAACAUCCUGUUGGAUUUUUUGAUCUUCGCCUUGCCGGUCACUCAGCUUUGGAACUUGAAUCUUUCCCGGAAGAAGAAGUUUCAAGUCAUAUCAAUGUUCGGCGUGGGGUUCUUUGUGACUCUCGUCAGCAUUCUACGACUGUACAGUAUGAUUAUGAUUGGUCACACAAGGAACCCGACCUGGGAUCUGGUACCGUUCGGAUACUGGUCCGAUCUUGAAUUCAACGUUGGUAUUGCCUGUAUCUGCAUGCCAUCUGUCCGCGUCGUGCUGCGCCGAUACUUCCCAGGCUGCGGCAUCACUAGCACGAAUCGCGAUACAGCUGGAUCCGGCCCCGACAUGAAUGCGCGACGCGUCAAUUUGACCGAAUCCAACACCGGCAGAAAUUUAACAUCCUUCAAGUCGUCUACAAGACAUAACGUCGCAAAGGAUGACUCGUCUGAUCAGGUCGAGCUGUGCACCUACAAUGUUGCUGUAGAAACGAAAUGAAAAAUCAACGAGGGCACGACUUGUCUUCUGACGAUGGAGGCUGGCCGACGAUGAUGUGAGAAUGCUUCUACGAUGAUCAGGCCGAUUCAAUGGUGACAAGCACUAUCCCAUUUCAAGCAGGCAUAACGUAUAACACGGCCCCCUGUGGUUGCCAAAACUACGUUCGUGCUCGUGCAGUUGACGUCCUCUUCUGAGGUCAACCUCCGUUCUACAAUGCACUACGCCGCCAGACAAAUAUUUGCGAGCACCCAGCCACCGAUCGAAACAAAGUGCCAGCUCUGAAGUUUCAAAUGCUAUCUAUAACUCCCUCUUAUUUUCCCUGCGACACUGGUUAUCUUGGAACUUGGAAGGCAAACACAGCACCUGGGAAAUGGCUCUAUGGGCAAUACUCCGAUUGAGCAAGAACAACAUUCGGGAUGCCACUAUCUCCCGGAUAAGGAGCUGCCCGCCUGCGUCGCUAUGAUUCAUUAAGACUCUCAAUCAGGACAAAUGGAAACAUGGGCCUAUCGCUACAACGCCGACAAGAUCACAAUGUUACGACAAUCUUCUUCGCACUGACGCCUUUACUCUGGAUAUCCAUCGCUUUCUGCACAUUCUCGAGACCGUGUCCCACGAUUUCUGGGUCAGGUGCUGGGACAAAUGUCUUCUCAGCAAGUGCCUUGGGCAAGAAUUCUUCGUAUAUCAGUGGUCCCACUUCAUUCCAGACCAAUGUGUCGGCAGCAACGUAGCCGGUGCGGAUGCCGUACCUUUUGGCUUUGAUCCACAAAGAGAUCAUGCCGCUAAGAUAAGUAAGGAUGGUCUGCAGCACGACGAAAUGCUUCGGAGGAGUGGCGGGCACCGGAUAGGUAGCCAUGGACAGGACCUUAUCGCCUUUACACGCGGCGAGGAUGUCAAGACACUUGUCGGCCGCUCCGGGGCCCAUCGACAUGGCGCCAGCCGUUGUUCUGCCCUUGAAAGCCUUCUUGAUGUCCUGCACGGCCUUCUUGCUGUUGUAGUCGAAGGCCUCGACCGCCCC
This is a messenger RNA of Exophiala xenobiotica, 2481 nucleotides long. RefSeq lists its product as uncharacterized. The transcript is spliced from 8 exons. Lineage: Eukaryota; Fungi; Ascomycota; Eurotiomycetes; Chaetothyriales; Herpotrichiellaceae. The record is from RefSeq and is a predicted model, not a curated record. Bases 195 to 1466 code for a protein of 423 amino acids.